AAUAAUAAUAACCCAAACAAUAACAUUGUCCCAUGAAUCUCAUGAUGAUAUUGAUAUAUUAUGAUUAAAAAUUAACAAAUAUGUAAUGAUUGUAAUGAUUAAUCUCAAAUCAUCAGUAUAUUAUUGUACAUAGUGUAUUAAUAAUAUCAGAAGUUCAAAAUAAAGGUUCUAGAGAAAUAUAAUUGAGCAAUGACUUCAUUACAAGAAUGUCUUCAGAUGAAAAAAGAGACUAUGGACAAAUGGUCAGUGCGAGAGCUCUUGUGCCUGGCCUCGGCGGUAUGUCGAAAUGGAGAUCAAAACUGGAUAUCAGUCUCCAGAGCUAUGAAACCCUUUGGAGAACCUAAUAGACCCUCAGACUGGUUUCACCAAAAGAAUUGUGCUGCACAGUAUGCAACACUUCUUGGGAAUGUUGAUACCCCGAAAAGAAAAAAGAGAAUUUCCAGUGCAGAAGCCACUGUUGAUACUCCAACAGAUAAUAUAUUUCAACGCCUAGUUGCAGAGCGCCAAUCUGAAUUGAAGAAACUCCUUGCUGAAGAAAGAAAUGAGUAUCUCAAACUACAAGAGGAUAUGGCACUGUUACAAUCAGGAAAGGUAUCUGAAGAACAGUUAGAUAUUUGGUGCAAGGAAAUUGAAGUUGAAGAGUACAAGAAAGAACAGGAAUCUAUUGCUCAAGCUCAGUGGUUCAAAGAAAGAGAGCAAAGAAAACAAGAAGCAGACAAAGUAUGGCGUCCCACCAAGUCAACAUCAAUUGCAGGACAAAAAAGAAAGAAUUCCGACUCGUUGGACAAUCACAUAGAGAGUGAACAUGUGGAGGAGAUACAACAUCAACAGCAAUUGCCACCACCUUACCCACAAACACCUGAACCAGCCAAACCUGCCCUCUCCCCCUUACUUACUAGUUUGUUGAAGUCACCCUCACAAGUACAAAACUCUUCUAUACUGCACACUGCGAUUACCAAUCGCCAUGUUCCCAAUACAAAUACUAAUCCAAUGAUUGCAAGUCUACUAAACUCGUCCACUGGUGUUACGGUAUCACCUGGAUUACAACAGCUAGUGAGCACAGCAAUUGGCCAGGAAGCGAACAAUGUGAUAGACAUAGAUCAACAACCCUUAAGAAAUGACAUACUGGACGACGAAAAUCUACCAAACAUCAAAAUAGACGAUUUAGCAAAUAGCAUCCUGGUACAAGAUGGCCCACUACCCGAAAUCAAGAAAGAAGAAGUUGACGACAUUAUUUCAGAGAUUAUCGAAAAUGCUCAUGAUAUCGUCAAUGAUCCUGAGCAGCACCUACAACUAGAUGGCAAUGGAGAUAUAAAUAUCAAUCUAGAACUAGACGACUUUGAAGAAGAUCUGCAAGAAACAGAACAACAACAGCACCAGCAACAAGAAACGGCUGUUAUGAAAGAGGAAAUCCCGCAGGAGCAAAAUAUCGUUGAGGCCUCAGUAGAAAUACCAACACCGAUUACUCAACAACAUUCCUCUACAACCCCACCUCAAACACAGCUAUCCAUAGCUCCGCCAACAGUUGUUGAUCCUUUCGAGUUUCAAGAAGAUCCUGUUAUACAUCUCGACCAAUCUAUCAAAGUGUCAAAUAUCAACAAACAAGAGCCUAGACAAUAUGUUCCUCAUUAUCAAAUGCAGCAACCACCUCAAGUUGCUUCAGUUGAAGCUGCUGAUGAGAAGAAUGAACAUGACAAAAAAGAGGAAAUUAAGAAAGAGGUAGAAACAACUGAGAGUGAAAUGAAAGAAAGGGAUGUAGAUGGCGAAAAUAUUACACAGAGCCAGAAAGAGCAGAUAGAUGAGAUGAAAGAGGAGAUUGAAAGUGAGGUGGCUGAACAGGACAAAGAGUUAAUGAAUGUGGAGCCAGAAACAAUAACAGAUGAGGUGCCAGAAAAAUCGCUUGUUACCCCUCCAGAACCACCGAAAAUAGAACGAACCUCGGUACCUGGCUCAGUUGAAAUAGUGGAAGUGAAUGAUGGAGAUGCUGAAGAAAUAGACAAAGAGCUAGAUAAAUCCCAAAUCCAGGAUAUAGUGCAUUCCAUGAAGUUGGAAGAAACACAAGACAUAAAGUCUCCUAUGCCAGAACCAGAAGUAGAAAAAAUAAAGUCAGAAACUGAAGUGAGCAGCCCACCAGAAAGCAAAGACACCGCCUCUAUAGCCACCUUUGAGGAAUCUUCAGAAUCUUCUGAUGUGACAAUGGAUGUUAAGAAGGAAGUCGUGGUACAGGAUGUUGUAGAAACGACGACAGUUACUUCUGAUUUCACGAAUGAUCUUUAUGAUGAUACCAACAUGGAAGUGAAAAUUGACAAGAGUGGUAAAGCAAAGAGGGAUUACUCGAGAACUAAAAAGAAGGAGGAAAAAGGUUUUGACAUGUUACUGGCCAUUGAAAAGGCUCAACUAGAGGACAGCGAACUGACAGAAGAGAACUUUUCGGACAACACCACUGACACGGAAAAGAAGGACAUAAAGAUGAAAAUCAAAUCCGAGACGGAAAGAUCGAAUAGUCCUUGGACCGAGGAAGAGGACAACUCGAAGGGUGGCAAAAGGAGAUACUCGACCCCGGGAACGCCUAUCGAUUCUGUGCCGAAUUCUCCUGCUUCUAGUUUGACUUUCAACUAUGAGGAUGACAGGGAUUAUAAGAAUUGGAAGAAAUCUGUCAUGUUGGUGUAUAAUAGAUUGGCCACUAACAAGUAUGCCUCGUUGUUUUUGAAGCCGAUAACGAAUGAACAAGCUCCAGAAUUGAAUUUUUCAGGCUACAGCAGUACAGUUUUUCGUCCGAUGGACCUCCAAACCAUCAAAAAGAACAUAGAAAACGGCACAAUCCGCACCACGCUCGAAUUCAAGCGAGACACGAUGCUCAUGUUCACAAACGCGAUAAUGUACAACAGAACCAACGAGACGAUCUACAACAUGGCGAUGCAGAUGCAGCAAGAGUCGUUGGAGCCGAUCGAAAUCCUCAUGCUGGCAGGGAGUCGAGAUGUGCCUCUAAGGAGGGAAACUAGGACUAGCGAGUCGUGUACGAAACGUAAACGUACUAUAACCGAUGAGGCGCUGUUGAAGUGCACGAAGAAACGCAAGGAAGAUUAGCAGGAGGAUUGGGAUCACAAUGAGGAGCUAUUUUAUUAGGACCUCAUCUUGAGGUAUUAAAGCGAGUUCAGUUGAAUUGUCACUAAGGUGAUGUUUGAUCCAGUAUUGUGGAGAUUUGUCAAAACAAAUUCGAAUUAUAAAUAGUUAGGAAUAAAGUUUAUUUUGAAAAGUAAUGUACAGAUAUUGUUUAUUCAUGUCAGAAUAUGCCAAUAAAAUUCUUUCUUUGAGUUU
Molecule: messenger RNA, 3318 nt
Organism: Phaedon cochleariae (mustard beetle)
Lineage: Eukaryota; Metazoa; Arthropoda; Insecta; Coleoptera; Chrysomelidae
Source: the annotation of a GenBank genome assembly